Messenger RNA from Sinocyclocheilus grahami, 1332 nucleotides. RefSeq names its product mucin-5AC-like. The record is from RefSeq and is a predicted model, not a curated record. The transcript has a single exon. Lineage: Eukaryota; Metazoa; Chordata; Actinopteri; Cypriniformes; Cyprinidae. The annotation marks the transcript as partial.
UCUGCCUUUAGCCCAAACCUGCGAAUGCGAUCACCCUCUCCAAAUAGAAGUGCCCAGAACUCCAGACUGUCCUCAACGGCCUCAGCUCAUACAAAGUCUCUUGCUGCCUCUUGUAUUAGUCAGACAAUUUCUCAAACCAUGGCCAAGAGAAGUGCACAUCUUCAGACUGCUUCCCCACCUGUGAGCUCUGCUCCUUUGCCCACAUCUUCUUUAAGGCUAAGGUCACCAUCACCUAAACCCAUCACCUUGGACUUAAGUGCGGAGUCAGGUUUUAGGAGUACAUCCAGCACUGGGGUAGGGAGUCAACCCCUAAGGUCUUGUCCAUCCCCAUUCAGAUCAAACAGUCUUCGAUCUAGUCCAUCAACAGUUCAGUCCCCUCCUCCUUGCCUUAGUCAACGGUCAAUAUCCCCUGCACCUCCAGUUAGCCUCCAUUCAGCUGCAUCUGCUAACAGCCCAAACUCUGCUGCUCUUGAACAGCCUUCUUACACCAGUUUAAAUGGUAAUAAUAACAAUAACAACAGUUUAAGUAAUAACGGGUGGGCCACUAACCACAAAACAACACCACACUCAAAUGUGGGUGGACUCCCUCAUUUCCAUGAUCCUCAAAGAACAACCUUGCACAAUAGGGUGGCUCGUCCCUUUCCGUCCUCUGAGCCUAGCUCUUGUGUACAGUCCCCUUCUAUUUGCCCAUCUCCAGUCACCCAAAUCUGCUCCCCUCCACCUGCUCCAAACCACUCCAGUCAUCUGGUAACAAAGCCACCAAAUCCCAGAACCCCCAGACAAGGUAGCUUUUUUACCCCUCUAUCUUUGGAAAUCUCAAGAUCAACAUCAGCUAGCUCAUUAUCUCCCUGUGAGAGCCCCAGAAUCACCUCGCCACCUCCUAUUGGCAUUCCUGCAAAUGUAUGGGGUGUUGCUAAUCCGCAGCCAAGGAAUCCCUCAAUAACAAAUGCAUCUUCUCCAACAAAAGUGGAAACAAACUCUAGAGGCCCCAGAAUCAUCUCUCCUACCCCAAUGGGAAUGUCUUCAUGUUCAGCAACCAGCUCGCAGAGCCAGAGGAGGCUUCGAGGAACCAGUUUGUCCUUUGUUGCUCUAGGGGACAGACCACCCAGUCCAACUAGACAUGAACGCAGGUCUUGGGCAGAAAGUGGACGAUGGUCAGUGGGUUCAGAAUUGGGGUUAAUAAGUCCUCAUGGGGGUUCAUACAGUGGCAGCCCAUCUUCUAUCAGCCCUGGCCCUCUUUCACCUGUCAGACUAACAACUGAAAGGACCAGUCAUAGCGGAAAACAUUUCUCAAGCAUUGCCUGGCCAGAUGUACAUGAUAUGUUGACAAAA